AUGGGUGUCCACGAUGAAGAUGGUGAAAGGCAGUUGAGCGAACCGCCCGCGACUCGCGAGGAAUUGACCAGCCUUCUCACCAAAGCCUUCACAGCGCUUGCAAAGGGCGCCGGAAAUCCAUUGGGCAUCGUCGCUUUGAGGAUGCACGCUGAGGGACGUCCCAAACAUCAAAUUCAGAUCAAGAGCGAACUCGAGGAGCGCUCCACUAUGAGAAGCACCUGGCAGUGCACCAACGACACAUUCUUCGUCACAAUGCAAUCACUGGCUGCUGCUAAGCUUCAAAUUCAAUCUCUCAAUCUGUUCAACGAUACAGACAUGAAGCUCUUCGCCUUGGCUAGCGAUCAACUCAACCUAAUUGACUGGGAUAGCCCUGAUAUCGCGCAUGUACUGGCGACCGUGACAUCUCUCAACACCAACAUCUCAACACGGGUGUUUGCCUUCAAAGACCGUGGGGAGGAUUGGGAAGAGAUCCGCGCUGAAGCUGAAAACGAAAGCAAUUUUACUGGCCUUGCGAGACUUGUCCAGAAAUGUCCUCGACUUCAAGACUUCGCUUACCAAUUCCUCGGCAUCCCUCUCCCCGGACUUCCAGAUCUGAAAGGCUUCCAAUUUCCCAACUGGAAGAUCCUGGAAUACGUCUCAGAACUCCCCAGCCUCCCUAAACUCAAUCGAUUGACAUUACGGUUCCAACACACCAAGGAGUCGAUCGUUCUCAACCUUCUCAAGCGAACUCGGCCUGGAGGACUGUUCAUAGGACCUAUGUGGCUAGACCCCGGAAAGUUCAAGCCUAUCUUCGAAUUCUGCAGCAGCCCAGAGUCCAACAUGCAAAAGCUCGAGGUUAGAGCUCCUCUUUACCAGAUGGGUCCAGAGGAGCGUGGCCAAAUUCACUUCCAGCGUCAGCCGUACAAUGAAGAUGCCGAGUGCUGUGCGCACUUGAGAAGAGAGGGUGAAGGUGUCAGGCGUCCUAUUCACUUUCAUUCAGAUCCGCAGACGUUUAUCGAGGUCGGAACAUCGUUUUGUAAUUUGUUGCUGAACAAUUCUGGGGCUUUUGAUGACAGUCAGGCUCAUACAUUCUAG
Molecule: messenger RNA, 1074 nt
Organism: Fusarium tjaetaba
Lineage: Eukaryota; Fungi; Ascomycota; Sordariomycetes; Hypocreales; Nectriaceae
Product: f-box domain protein
Exons: 2
Coding region: 1-1074 (357 amino acids)
Source: RefSeq, a predicted model, not a curated record